Molecule: messenger RNA, 2814 nt
Organism: Mixia osmundae IAM 14324
Lineage: Eukaryota; Fungi; Basidiomycota; Mixiomycetes; Mixiales; Mixiaceae
Exons: 13
Coding region: 1-2814 (937 amino acids)
Biological process (GO): branched-chain amino acid catabolic process
Molecular function (GO): oxidoreductase activity, acting on the aldehyde or oxo group of donors, disulfide as acceptor
Source: RefSeq, a predicted model, not a curated record
AUGGUGGCUUCCGGCGUCAGUGCUAACACCGACGCUAGCCCGUCAGAGUCUCAGCUGUCACCGCAAGAUGCGCUGUUCAGAGCUAGACAUGCGGCGUCAGCAGGGCGCGUAGUAGCAGGCAGAAGAAGGCUCGCUCCUGCUCAAUUUCUGAAUCGGAUAUCAAUUCGAGAUCAUGCACAUCAGCGGAGCCGAUAUUGGGUCGGCCUCACACACUCACAGACUGUCAGAUCAGCUCGAGCGCCAUCGCUGGCGCGGCCUACGCUCGGCAGUCGGCAACGGCGACACUCCUCAGGCUUCUCUUUGCCCAAUCCUUCGCCCUUGAUGCAGUGGCAAGGCGGGCCCGCAUCCGAACAGGCAAAGGAGACGCUCAUACCUACCUUUCAAGUCCUCGAUAGCGCAGGUUCCCUCGUCGAGGGUCUGUCCGACGAGGUCGUCAAGGACAUCGAAGCCAUCCCCAGAGAGCAAGCACUGAAGAUGUAUGACACCAUGCUCCUGCUGCCCAUCAUGGACAACAUUCUUUACAAUGCGCAACGACAAGGUCGCCUGAGCUUUUACAUGACAUCGUAUGGCGAAGAGGCAGCGGUCGUCUGCAGUGCAGCAGCUUGGGCGCCAACCGACCCCGUCUUUGCGCAGUAUCGCGAAUCGGGCGUGUUGCUCUAUCGCGGCUUUGGACUUGACCGUCUUAUGAACCAGAACUUCGCCAACAGACUCGACAAGGCGACCAAAGGUCGUCAGAUGGGUGUCCAUCUUGGCUCGGCAGAGCAUCACUUCAUCACCAUCUCCUCGCCCCUCGCUACGCAGAUUCCCCAAGCUGCUGGUGCUGCCUAUGCUAUUCGUAGGAUGGCCCAGCGCGGCGAAGCAGCCGGAGAGGUUUGUGUGAUCUGCUACCUCGGCGAAGGGGCCGCAUCAGAAGGCGAUGCUUGGGCAGGACUGAGUAUGGCAGCCGUACUCGGCGGGCCUAGUGUCUUUGUGGUCCGACAGAACGGCUUUGCCAUCUCAACGCCAACAAGUAGUCAGUUCGCUGGCGACGGCAUAGCAGCUCGAGGACCUGCACUCGGCAUCGAGUCAAUCCGCUGCGAUGGCAAUGAUCCACUCGCCGUCUAUCUUUGCGCUCGUGAAGCCCGCCGGCGAUCGGUCUCUACUAGCCGUCCAACACUAGUCGAAAUUCUUACGUACAGAGUGGGUCAUCAUAGUACGAGUGAUGACAGUUCGGCCUAUCGUAACCGCGAGGACGUGGAGAGCAUCAAGAAACAAUCUCCCAUCGAUAGGUUUCAAGCCUACCUUCGUUCACGUGGUUGGCUAGCCCGGGAGGCCCAGCCGAGCAGACGUGACCAAUUGAAACAAGAUGUUCUCAAGGCCCUGGGAGAUGCCGAGAAGGAGCUCAAGCCUCGCUUAGGCUUGAUGUUCGAAGACGUCUAUCAGACUCAGCCGGCGCAUUUGCAAUCGCAGCGCGCGGAGCUCGACUCGCACAUCAGGCGUUGGCGACCGGAAGGACUGGAACGUCAUCUGGCAGCCGAUUCAGGCGCUAGGCGAUGCUUGCCACUUUUGCGCGUUCUCUGCAGACCAGUGGCAGACGCUGUCCGCGCGUUGCCCCCACCAGAAUCAGACUCGUUGGGCCGGCUGCAGAUUUUGAUCGUCAGCCAAAGCUUACGGCAUGAAGGCUAUCGCACCGAACAUAGCUUGCGUGCUUCAUUAAGAGGCACUGUCGUCCAAACUGUCGGUAUGCUGCCGAUCGCACACGAGGAAGCGAACAACGAUUCUGCAUUCCCAAGAAGAGGUCAAGCGCCGCUAGCGACCGAUGACGAGGAUGUGCCGGAUGAGUUUCACUCAUACGAGCUCGACGUCGUGCAGAACCCGGUCAGAGCUCGUAUGGCAGGCUUUGGAGAUCGGGAUCGUCGACCUCUCACCCCGCCGCUUGUUGCCGAGCUGACUGUGCGCGACAGUCGCACUCAAAGGGUUCUGGAUCCAGCCUCGGUCGACUUGUCAUUCUUCAUUGUCGCAGCAGAUCUCUGGUCGGCUGAUGGCCAACACGACGAAAAUCUCGUGCUGCAUCCGUCCUUCAGUCCGACGCUUGUCGUACGCGAAGCAAGUCCACUCCCUCGCCCUGCAAUGCCCUUGCCAGAAGCACAGUGGCAGCCGCAAGCGAGCACAAGCGCGUCACCCUACGAGGAAGCACCUAAUCGGCAGAUACCUAGAGGCAUGGUCAUGCAUGCAGAGCCAUCGCCAGUAUGGCAGCACAUGGAGUUGCCAGAUCAUAGGGCGCCACUACCGAUCUGGUCAGGUUGGUCCGCGGCUCCUUACCAGGCUGAUACACGGCCAGCACCACCAAGACCGGUCACAAGUCGAGAUCUUUAUCCUCAUCCGCCGCUGUCUACAUCAGAGGCGCUACCUAGAUCGCGGCCCCAAACGGCAGGCGACCGACAAGCUUUUUGCCCGGUCGAGUUCAGCCCGCUCGUUCGCGAGUCCAACGAAAUCGUAUCAGUGCGCAAUCUGACGGGUUCGCUGCACGCAAACGCUAGCCUGCUGCGAAAUGAACACGGCCGGCUCGGCAUCUACUUCAUUUUUAGCGACCUGAGCGUCCGCACAGAAGGAAAGUUCACGAUCCGGCUCGUCUUCAUGCGGAUCGGACUGCAGGGGCGACGGCACGAGUAUCCGCAGCCGUUGCUGGUACAGGCGUACACAAGACCUUUCAGCGUGCUCUCGGCGAAGAAGUUCGGGGGUAUGCUGCCGCCCACCGCACUUUCUCUGGCCUUUAGCAGACAGGGCCUCAAGAUCGCAAACAGACGAAACCCGACGAGCAGACGAGGCGCAUAG